CCAAGGUGAACCCUCGAUCACACGCGCGCGCAUACACGCACGCACACACACGCACGCACGCACGCGCUGCGGGAUCUUUGCUGGGACAUCGGAGCACACUACCGGGAACGCAAUGAUGGUCAAACUGGCCGUGGUGCUGCUGGUUUUGUCAGUGCUGGAGCAAGUGGUGGGAUUGGAUAUUAUCGAUAUCCAUGACAGCCUCCCGGAGAAGCCCGUGAGCCAAAAGGGACGCCUAUCCUUGCAGAACACAGCUGAGAUGCAGCAUUGCCUGGUGAGUGCAGGGGAUGUCGGCUGUGGUGUGUUUGAGUGCUUUGAGAAUAACUCCUGUGAGAUACGAGGGCUACAGGAAAUCUGCAUGACGUUCCUGCACAACGCUGGCAAAUUUGACUCUCAGGGGAAGUCCUUCAUCAAAGAUGCUCUGAAAUGUAUGGCACAUGGGCUACGGCACAAGUUCAGCUGCAUAAGCAGGAAGUGUGUGUCCAUUAAAGAGAUGGUGUUCCAUCUCCAGAGAGAGUGUUACAUCAAACACAACCUGUGCUCCGCUGCUAAGGACAACGUGGCCGUCAUGGUGGAAAUGAUCCAUUUCCAAGAUCUCUUCCCCAAAGGCCCAUACGUGGAGCUGGUGAAUAUUCUUCUGAGCUGUGGCGAGGAGGUGAAGGAGGCAUUGACACGGAGUGUCAGGCGACAGUGCGAGGAGAAUUGGGGGGCUUUGUGCGACAGCCUGAGCCUCUGCUCCUCCCUCGCCCCAUCUCCCGCCGGUUCCGCCAUCGAACACCACCGCCACCCUUUGCCCGCCCAUCCCGAGCCAGAGCACCCUCGCCCCCCGCGACAAGGCGAUAAGGAGAAACAUGCUAAGGUUAGCUUCAACGCUCACCCACGCAAUCGCAGUCAGGGGACCCGUCGCCACAGCCUGGACGCCACCGAGGCCACUGUCAUCCGGAGGUGAAAGCGUCCCGAACCCUUGACUACCCACAACGUAUAAAAAAACACACCUGCAGAUUUAUGCACACCGUCACAAUAAGCCACACCCCCACACAUACACACACACACACACACACACACACACAAACACAAAAUCCCAGACAGACUGAGCAGAAGGAAACGAGCAUCGACCUUUUUUGUCCUUAUUCCGCCCUCUCCAGUCAUUCCAGCAUCUCACAUAGUAAACUUGCAGGGUAAUUGUGGUGUAGCUUGUACUCUUACGCCAGACCGUAGGCCUCGAUAAAAAAAAGAAUAAUACUUGUUAUUAUCAGGAUUAUUUUAACUGUUAGGACUAUUUUGGGCUCUAAUAUAGCAUUUCUCAAAUCUUACUUACUGUAAGAUUUGAUUGCAUUUGUAUUAUUUAUUUUAUUCUGUAUACAAUGUUGAAGUAUCAAAAUGUACAUAGAAAAUAUACUUAUCUAUAUUUAUAUAAACAUGUAUAAAUAUAGUUACAAUAUGCAAUACUGAUAUAUUGUAGAUGACAUAGUAUAUGCUGUCUUGACAGUGUUGCACCCAUCACACAACGGUCUGCAGGUAUGUGACAUGCACCAUUUGUUAUUUCAAAGUGCGAAUGUGUAUUAUAAUUAUAGAAACUUAAAUACAAAUUGUACAGGUUUCAAGUCCAGUUCUGGCACAUAUGAAUUGUAGUGCAUGAUGGCCACGAAGCCUUGUGCAUUCUUAAAGUGAAAAUCCACUCUAUAGUGGAUGCAAAAGUAAUACUAUGAAUAUAGAUGGUUAUUUCACACAUGUUUGUAAUGCUAAAAAGCUAGAAACAAGAGCGCCGAGGCGGAUCUCUGUGGCCAUCAAAGCGCUCCUGAGACAAACAUGGGCUCUUGUUUCAUAAGUAGGAGUGCAACAUUGGUGUGACGCAAAAAGUAUCACAAGACAUCAUUGUUCUUGUUCACGAUUAAUAAUUGAACCGUCAAAUGUUAGGCCUUCCCUUUGAGUUGGUUUUCCUGCUAGUUGUCAGCUAUCUGUGAACAGCAGCAAAGGGAGGAUGCUCAAUCAAGUCCUUUUUCAAAAUGUCUCAAACAUCGAGGUGCCUAAACUUGUUAUUGUCCACAGUGACCGCUUCUCUGUGAUUUUUAGGUGAACGGAUGAUAAUGUGUCGUAAGGAGAUUUAAUGUUGAGCUAUUUCCCAACAAUGUUGAGCCACAGAAGUCUACGAUUUUGCACUUUGGAUGAUUGUCAGUUGUGUGUCGGACUGCUGCAAGUUUAGAGAAAAGACCACGUUACCAGAGCAGUCGCCCUCUAAACCAGACCGUGUGUGUAGAAUAUCUCAUUUGAUCGACCCUGAUUUCCCCUUAUCAAAAACAGCAGCAGGUUUUUGUAUCCCCACGUGCUCCUUCGGACCAGAUUGAGCCCCUUCAUCAGAAGGACAAUGUGAACCUUUUGUGGUGUCCCAGAGGGCGGGAAAGAGGCCUGACAGAACCCCUCCAGAUCUCUGGCCUCGCUAAAUUAGCCCUUAUUCCACUGUGGUCCUUUCACCCAGGUCAGGAGAGACGCGAAGGCCUGUUAUUCUACUCGUUAACGCCGCAGGCAAAGCAGCGAGCAACCAGGAACUGGGAUAAGUCCACACACGGGGGAUCUGGCGCUGUAAUUCUAAAUGUUAUAUUUACUGAGGCCACCAGAGAAUUCCUCUGGGCCACAGCCAAGAGUCAGCAGCACGGGGGCAGAGGGGAACGGAGCGAGGAGAAGAGAGACAUCGUGUUAUUUCCCUGUGAUUCACUUUAUUUUACUUCUCCCGAGUACUCUUCUUUUCUCCCUUCUUUAGGAAUAAAAUCGACUUGGAUUUCGUUGCUCAGUUCAGGGUUUCUUAAUUUUUUUUUAUUUCCCUGAUGUUUUUUUCCCCCUUCUCAAUCAUUUAGAGACUGUUAUAUGCACAGAGGGUUUGAAUCAUCAGUGAGGCUUACGGGCUUUUUAUUUUCUUUUUCCCUUUUAUUCAGUUGUGAAAGUUGGGAUUCCUGUGACAUCUGCAGCAGCAAACAUAAGCUAAUCCUAUUAAGAAUGUACUGUAUGUGUGUGAUGUGACAUCUGUUCAGCUCCCUGUGAUUAGGUUUGCUAUUGCUUCUUUUGUAAUAAUGUAGUGGCUUGAAUGGCUUUUCUUCAUGUGUUAGGGGGAAAAUAAAACUAACCAUGUUUCAGGUAUUGUCAGUGGUCCAUCAAUACGUUACGCCUUUUCCCCCAUUGAGCACAAGGACUCUGCUCCAACUGUCGAAAAUACAGGACGAGGUCCAGAAGUUUAUAACUCACUUGACAUCGGGCAUAUGACCCUAUCAAUAUCUUUGGACUCAUGAAGUCAGAUGUAUCUUGUUACCAUUAAAAUAUUUUUGUCUGUAUUUUCUCAA
Gasterosteus aculeatus aculeatus (three-spined stickleback) is the source of this 3329-nucleotide messenger RNA. NCBI's taxonomy places the organism in Eukaryota, Metazoa, Chordata, Actinopteri, Perciformes, Gasterosteidae. The record is from RefSeq and is a predicted model, not a curated record.